Gadus morhua (Atlantic cod) is the source of this 878-nucleotide messenger RNA. Its product is annotated as P2X purinoceptor 5-like. Gene Ontology annotation, molecular function: extracellularly ATP-gated monoatomic cation channel activity. The record is from RefSeq and is a predicted model, not a curated record. Gene Ontology annotation, cellular component: plasma membrane. Gene Ontology annotation, biological process: calcium ion transmembrane transport. Lineage: Eukaryota; Metazoa; Chordata; Actinopteri; Gadiformes; Gadidae. The annotation marks the transcript as partial. The transcript has 4 exons.
AAUCCACAUCAGCCACCUCAAAACUGUCUUCUUGCCUGUAAUUUGGUUGCCACUCCAAGGUGGGUGUUCGUGAACAAGAAAGGAUACCAGGAGAAAGACGAGUCAAUUCUGAGCUCUGUUGUGUGUAAGAUUUAAGGGGUCUCAGUCACGAACACGACUGAGUCAGGGCUGAUGGUUUGGGGUCCUGAAGACUAUGCUAUUCCACCCAAGAGUCCCACAUUGCUCACCAGCCACUAUGCCGGGAAGAUGCACUCUAACGGGACCUGUGAAAUAUAUGCUUGGUGUCCCGUUGAGAAUAAAUUUGAUAGCGGCAUAAUCGGUAUCACGAUCGAGUGGAACUGUGACCUUGAAAAAGGCUAUUCCAACUGCCAUCCCAAAUAUGACUUCACACGCCUGGACCUCUCCAUCUUAAAAUCUCCAUCUGUCACAGCGGGAUUCAACAAAGACACACCCAGUAUUUCCGAAAUGACGCUGGGGAACGAAGAAGAGUGCUGUACAAAGUCUACGGGAUACAGUUUAAUAUCAUGGUCAAUGCACGCUGCAAUACGCGCUCAUUUGAAUAAAGUCAACUGAAGUUCAAUUUAUGUCCUACACUUUUAAAGCAGCGUACUCACUGAAAAGUGAUGUUGUGUUCCAGAUGCCUCGUACACCAUCCGUACUACUGUAGUUGCAAGUGGGGAAAUCUCCCAGUGUUCUUGCGGCAUUACACGGAGGAACGCCCCCAUUUGGUCUGUCCCACUCGGAAUUCGGAGAGUACACCGAGUUCAGGUAAACAAAUAAAAGAAUGGCUGUGUCCGUAAAGAGAUUGAUUUGUACCAGGUUGGUCAUUUUAUAUUAAUUUUAAACGCUCCUACACACUUGAUUACAGUGCUACUUUA